Chinchilla lanigera (long-tailed chinchilla) is the source of this 1179-nucleotide messenger RNA. It is a transcript of the gene Gjb3, whose product is annotated as gap junction protein, beta 3, 31kDa. The coding region runs from base 373 to 1170 and encodes 265 amino acids. The record is from RefSeq and is a predicted model, not a curated record. Gene Ontology annotation, biological process: cell communication. Lineage: Eukaryota; Metazoa; Chordata; Mammalia; Rodentia; Chinchillidae. The transcript is spliced from 2 exons. Gene Ontology annotation, cellular component: connexin complex.
AAGGCAUUUAACAGUUUGCAAAGUGCCUCACGCCUGUAGUUUCAUCGGAGGCUGCACCACCGCCUUGUCCAUGGCCGCCUCGGCUCCCACUCCAUGCAGGAGCAAACCGAGGCUGGGACGCGCCAGGAUCCCCUCCGGAGCUGGCCCCGGGGCCACGUGGCUGCGUCGAGAUUAGAACUGGGACCCUCCUUGGCCUCGGCUCCUCCCUCCCUCCCACUCCCUCCCUCCCCUUCCUCCCUUCCGUCCCCCUCCACACCGCCCAGGGCGCCCAUCUUCCUCAGCCCGGGUCUUCCUCGCCUCUGCUGGAGCCCGGAUCUAGGGUUGCCGCACCGCCGACGGUAGGCAAGGUCCCGGGAGCCCCCACCAGGCACCAUGGACUGGAAGACAUUCCAGGCCCUUCUGAGUGGCGUCAACAAGUACUCCACAGCCUUUGGGCGCAUCUGGCUGUCGGUGGUGUUCGUGUUCCGGGUUCUAGUGUACGUGGUGGCUGCAGAGCGCGUGUGGGGUGACGAGCAGAAAGACUUUGACUGCAACACCAAGCAGCCGGGCUGCACCAACGUGUGCUACGACGACUUCUUCCCCAUCUCCAACAUCCGCCUCUGGGCCCUGCAGCUCAUCUUCGUCACGUGCCCCUCGCUGCUGGUUAUUCUGCACGUGGCCUACCGCGAGGAGCGGGAGCGGCGGCACCGCCAGAAGUACGGGGAGCAGUGCACCAAGCUGUACAGCAACACGGGCAAGAAGCACGGGGGCCUGUGGUGGACCUACCUGUUCAGCCUCAUCUUCAAGCUCCUCAUCGAACUGCUCUUCCUCUACGUGCUGCACACGCUCUGGCACGGCUUCGGCAUGCCGCGCCUGGUGCAGUGUACCGGCGUGGCUCCCUGCCCCAACACCGUGGACUGCUACAUCGCACGGCCCACGGAAAAGAAGAUCUUCACCUACUUCAUGGUGGGUGCCUCGGCGGUCUGCAUCGUGCUCACCAUCUGCGAGAUCUGCUACCUCAUCUUCCAUAGGAUCGUGCGAGGCCUGGGCAAGGACAAGCUUUCAAGGGGCCACAGCACCUCAUCCUCCACCUGCCGCUGCCACCACAAGCUGGUGGAAGCCGGGGAGCUGGGUCCUGACCUCGGCGACACCAAGCUGCAGGCUUCAGCACCCAAGCUGACCCCCAUCUGACCGCAGGCU